GGAAGAGGACGAUGAUAUCGGUGGCAGCGAUGAUGUGCAGCUCGAGGGUGAGAGGAGGAACGUGGGGUCCACUUUGCGGUCGUCGUCUUUCUUGCGACACGCGUCAACGUGUAACCGUCGGCUGAAAGGCAAACAGGAGACAUCUGCUUUUAUUUGUGAAGGCUACAUGGUGUGUGUUCCCCUCUCAGAGUGUGGAUGUGUGGGGGUCCAGAGAUGGAAAGCUACGAGGAGUUCUGCCUGCGGAGUUUGGCCACACUGCAGGAGAAGGGCCAAUUCAAGAAGGUGACAUGUGAGACGCCGUGUUCCCUCAAGGCUCUUUCCGUCAUCCGCUUCUAUGGAAGAGCUGUGCUUUCGCCACUGCUGAAUGCAGAGCAGCGUACCAUGAUGUGUGGCCACAGAGAACGAGCGGUCCAGCGGGAGAUGGACAGGCAGAACCAGCAGAGGAACGAGCUGUUGGCCCGAGUUCAGGACAUACUGGGUCAGGCUCAGACACAUAAAGCACAGAGUGAAGAGGAUGACAAGCUGCCAGUUUCUAAAUCUGCGACAGUCAGUGGAUACACUCUGGUCACUGACUCACCUGGACUUCCCAGAGAGCCUGAAUUUGGGCUUCAGACAAAUGAUCAGCUUCCAACUCCAUUUUCUGAGAGCCCCACCCUCAGUGGCUGCAAUACAGUGCAGGAAGUGAAGGUGAUGAGUGAAGAGAAGAGUGAGGAGGAAGAGGAGGAUGAUGAGGAUAUUAGUUUGGAUAGCCUUCUUAAGAAAUCAAGAGAGUAUGUGAAGAGAGAGCAGAGUCAGCCGGGGUCAGAAGUUGUCCACACAGUCACCCGGACUCCUACGUCUGAGACCGUCCCUGUCAAGGAGAUUAGGAGCUCUAGUCCAACUAGGGACAAGAGCGUUGAGUUUGGAUUCAGUCUGCAUCAUAGCCUUAUUAGCACACCUCAGACCCUGAUCCAGCAUCAAAGUCUAUAUGACCCCAGUUUCCAAAGGUCUGGUUGCCUCUCACCUAGUCUACCUGACCGGUAUGCCCAUCUCCCCAGUCUAGAGUCCAGCAUUAGUCCCUGUGCCCGGAGGCGUAGACCACGCCCAGUCUCUACAGGCAACAUCCAUAUUUCAUUUCCCAUUGGCCCAGCAGACCUUAUCCCCCGUGGCCCUGGAAGGCCAGGGGAAGGUGCUAGCAUGGCAGAUUGGGGAGAAGCUCUUGCAGGGGCCACAAAGUCUUCCGAACACCGGGGCUUGGUGGGGAAUGAAGGCGGGAGCAGGAGCGGCAAUCGUCAAUCCAGUCAUUGUGGUAGCAGUCCAGUGCAAGAGGCCUGUAGCCCUGUAACCCCCUCAACGCCCAGCCCAAUGGGACACCGUGAUCCUCCAACUGCAAGCUUCCGGCGGCGCUGCCACACCCUGGAUAGCCAGCACAUAGACCGCUGCCAGGAAAGGAUCCCUCGUUUCAUGGCAGGAGUAUCUUGGUUGGCUCCCAGUCGGCGCACCCCUGCAGCCGCCUUAAACCAGUCGUAUGACGUAGAGAAUCCUUCACCAAAUCUGCUGAGGCCCCAUGUGUCUCCUGAUAUGACUCAUGUCACACUCAGGAUGGAGCCCGAUGAUCCUCAGGGGCCAAACCAUGGACGGAUCAGAAAUGCACCUGAAGCACAGGCCGGCAAGACAGAGGAGACCCAGAGGCGGACGCAGGCUCUAGAGGACAUGCAAAGACGUCUGGAGGAGGAGCACGCUUUGCAGAUGUCGAUGCUCCUGGCUGAGCAGGAGGAAGAGCAACAGUGCCUCCGAAUGGAGCUUGAGGAGACAGGGAGAAGCCUGAAGGAGCAGGGGUGUGUGCGGCCUCUGGGUGGAGAUGGUUAUGGGUGGCAUCGUAGGUCCGUGAGUGACAGCUGUCCUGUUGUGAGCCCCUCUUGCCCGGGUCUCAGCCUUGCACACACACCAUCUGAGAGAUCACCUGGACACAGCAGAGGUUUUCCCAAUCCUGUUAGUCCCAGUGUGUGCACUCCCUCUGCCCAGCCUCCAAUUUACCUGUGGGGGCCCACUUGGGUGGCUAGCAAACCUCGAGCAAGGCUAAGUCUGAUUCUGACAGCAGAGCAGCAGAUGGCAUUCUGUCGAAUUGGUGCUAUCACUCGAGGCUUCCUCACUCGCAGAUUGCUCAGGACAGAAAAGGUCAAACACCUGCGCCAGACCAUCGUGGAUACACAGGAGUUCAUCCGUUCAUUCAAAACUGAAGCCCCACAAAAGAAAUGCACCUUCUCAGCACAAGAUCUCUCCCUGCAGGAGAGAGUUAGAGCGCAGUUACGUGCAGCCCAAUAUGAUAUCCAUGACAUCUUCUUUGAAAUGCCUCUGGGAGAUCGAUUAGCAUUGCUGCAGCAGGACAGGGAGCUCCGUGCAGAGAGGAAACUUCGAGACCUGGAAAAAACAAAGUGCCCCAAAGAAAGAGCGGUUCUGUCUGCUGCCACACAGAGGUCUCUGGACAGGAAAAAUAGGGUUGGUGAAUCCCCAGCACAGUCGAGGAAGAUGCAGCAGAAACCAAAGAGCCCCACUACCAACAGAGUCCUGAAGCCGAGCCAAUGCCAAAAUUCUUCUGCCCCAGGCCAGCUGAACCGUCAGGGGAGCUGGUACAGAAAGACCCCGGAGGAGAGAGUAAAGCGCUCUGACAGCCUAAAGAAGCAGCACUCUCUUGGUUAACUGGUGACUCUUUUCUCAACACUGGAACUCCAGCAAGCACUGCUUACAGUAUGAUGGUCUUUCAUCUACCUUCUGAGAUUCAAAUGAUUGUAUACGCUAUCACAAUGCCAUUGCUGUAACUGUUGUAGCUAUCGUUUUUAGUGCCAACAACUGAUUGUCAAAGACAAGACAUGUGUAGCUGGAGUAAUCAAUGACAAGGUAGGCACAGUUUACAUUUUUUUAAAGAAAAAGAUAACUCCUGUAUUUGUGCUUAAAUACAAUCCUGAACAAGGUCAGAGUUGAAGGGAAAUAUAUUCAAACAAUUUAUCUGUGCCUAUAAGACCUAUGCCUUUGCUAUAUGUAAUAUUUUGGCAUGCUGAUAUUUACCAUUUGUGUUCAUAAACAUCUAGUGCUUAUAGCUGUUAGCGAAUUUACAACCACCAGGUUCAUGCUGACACUCACUAAUGUGAUUUAAGUGUGUAUAAUGUCUAUACAUAUUUUGCUCAAGGGCUUUGAAAACCAAUUUGUGCUUUGUUUCUUUAUUUAAUGGUGCUGAGUUUGCUGUAAUUUCACCUUUAUCAAUGCCUAAUAAAAAGAUGUUUAAAUGUAUUUGUUUACACACUGGCAAACUGUUACAUUAAUGUUCCUUAGCAUAGCAGCACAUAUUCUGUGUUUUCUUUUUUUUUUGCUACAGAUGUAGAAAUUAUAUAUAUUUUUUCCUCUUUAUUUCCCAUCAAAGAAAUCGGAGAAAUGAGGGUUUGACAUAUUAUACAAGGACAUUAAUGUGAACAUAUUAUCACAACACAUCUUAAUCGGUACGCUAUCUUGUUCACUGCAAUACCACAUCAACUGCAGUGACACGCUCGCCUUUUUUAUUUUGAUUUAAAGCAUUCCGAUUAAAGAUUUUGGGUCAACUGUUUGCAAGUAACGUGAUUUAAUACGUUCUGAUGAUUACUUGUGUCACAGUAUUAGGCCCCAUGUAAACAUACAUAUUGACUUUAUACUUCCAUCAGUAGUGUCAUUGGUGCACCUGUUUAUACUGUACAUGCAUUUAUUUGUAUUUAAAAUGCUAAAGUGUCAUGUUUUCAGUGAGCAGAAUAAAUGGUUAAUUAUCUGAA
Molecule: messenger RNA, 3776 nt
Organism: Paralichthys olivaceus (Japanese flounder)
Lineage: Eukaryota; Metazoa; Chordata; Actinopteri; Pleuronectiformes; Paralichthyidae
Product: centriolar coiled-coil protein of 110 kDa
Biological process (GO): ciliary basal body organization; centrosome duplication; centriole replication
Cellular component (GO): centriole
Molecular function (GO): protein binding
Source: RefSeq, a predicted model, not a curated record